Mercurialis annua (annual mercury) is the source of this 1332-nucleotide messenger RNA. RefSeq names its product alkane hydroxylase MAH1-like. The record is from RefSeq and is a predicted model, not a curated record. NCBI's taxonomy places the organism in Eukaryota, Viridiplantae, Streptophyta, Magnoliopsida, Malpighiales, Euphorbiaceae. Gene Ontology annotation, molecular function: heme binding; oxidoreductase activity, acting on paired donors, with incorporation or reduction of molecular oxygen; iron ion binding. Bases 1 to 1332 code for a protein of 443 amino acids. The transcript has a single exon.
AUGGCAUUGCUAGGCAUUUUUGAAGUUAUUUUAGCUUUCAUUUGCUUAGCAAUAGGCACUUAUUUGAGCAAUCGUCAUGAAAUUUUAUGGAAUUGGCCGUUUCUGGGUAUGCUACCUUCUCUGUUGGCCAAUGCCCACCGAUUUCAUGAUUGGAGCAUGCAAAUUUUAGAGAGAAGCAACGGCACAUACCAUUUUAAAGGUCCAUGGUUUAUCAACAUGGAUAUGAUAGGAACUGUUGAUCCUGCCAAUGUCAAGCACAUGAUGAGUACCAAUUCCUCCAAUUAUCCUAAAGGCUCCGAAUUCAAAGAAAUAUUUGGAGAUAUAUUUGGAGAUGGCCUUUUCAAUUCUGAUUUUGAUCAGUGGAAGAAUCAAAGAAAAGUUGCUGUCGCUUUGAUCAAUCGUCAACGCUUUCAAAAAUUUCUCUUCCAUACUAUAAAUGUUACGGUAGAAAAUGCCCUAAUCCCGGUUCUUGAACAUUGUUGCGAGCAAGGCGGAAUAGUGGACAUGCAAGAUAUAGCUCACAGGUUUACGUUUGAUGUUACAGUGAAGGUGAUUACAGGUCAUAAUCCAAAGACUCUAGCCAUCGAAUUACCUAAAAACGAGUUUACAUAUGCUUUAGAUCAUGCAGAAGAAGCCAUAUUCUAUCGGCAUGUAAGACCAAAAAUAUUAUGGAGGUUGCAGAAAUGGCUAGGGUUUGGAUUGGAAAACAAAAUGAAAAUAGCUAGGGUAGAAAUCGAUCGUAUAGCAGCCGCCUACGUUGCAAGGAAAAGAGAACAACUCAUCAAAGGGGGAGAUGAAGAUGUUGAUCUUCUGGCAUCCUAUUUAACCUCACAUUACAACGAUGAAAAAUUAAUGGAAGGAUGGAAAUCCAAGGAAGAAUUUUUGAGAGACACGCUCGUAAAUUUUUUGAUUGCAGGACGAGAGAACUCUUUGGGUUGGUUCUUUUGGCUAAUAGCGAAAAAUCCAGUCGCAGAGGCCAAGAUUAGAGAAGAGUUGAACAGAUUAUUGCCAAAAAGAAGUGAUGAAAUACAAGUGUUUGAGUUGGAAGAGGUGAGCAAGUUGGUGUAUUUGCAUGGAGCAAUAUGCGAAACACUAAGGCUUUAUCCACCAGUUAUGUAUGAACAUAAGAAACCUCUACAACCAGACAUUCUUCCGAGCGGACACUAUGUUGAUCCGAAGAUGGAAAUUGUUUUGUCGAGUUACGCGAUGGGGAGAAUGAAAUCAAUAUGGGGAGAAGAUUGUUUAGAAUUCAAUCCAGAGAGAUGGAUAUCAAAGGAAGAUGGAAGGCUGAUUCAACACUCACCAUACUUCAUAUCAAGCAUGGUCUUAUGA